Messenger RNA from Halichondria panicea, 766 nucleotides. Its product is annotated as S-phase kinase-associated protein 1-like. Gene Ontology annotation, biological process: SCF-dependent proteasomal ubiquitin-dependent protein catabolic process. Gene Ontology annotation, cellular component: nucleus; cytoplasm. Gene Ontology annotation, molecular function: cullin family protein binding. The transcript has 4 exons. The record is from RefSeq and is a predicted model, not a curated record. NCBI's taxonomy places the organism in Eukaryota, Metazoa, Porifera, Demospongiae, Suberitida, Halichondriidae. The coding region runs from base 56 to 634 and encodes 192 amino acids.
GUCAUAUCAGCAGAAAAUGUAUCUAAGCUAGAGCUGAGAGCUAGCUAGAGACAAGAUGACCUGUCCAGGCUGUGUACGACUGGCAAGUAGCGAUGGAGAGGUGUUUGUGGUGAGCAUUACGGCAGCCAGGACCUCCAGAAUGUUAGCCACCAUGCUAGACGAUCUAGGCCAUGAACCUGAUGAUGUGAUCCCACUGCCCAAUGUGACAUCACGCCUGCUCAAAAAGAUUCUGAUAUGGGUCGAUCAUCAUCUGAGCAAGGAUACAUCUUCCUCAGCAGCCACGCCGACUUCAGUAACCACACCCACUUCUACCCCACCCCCUCUCCAGCCUCGUCUCCAGUCACACGUCCCCCAGCGAGGGGAGGGCCUCUCACUCACCACGCCCCUCACAACCUGGGAGCAAGAGUUCGUACAAAAGAACAAAGAUGAGAUUUAUCAACUACUUGUGGCUGCCAACUACCUGGACAUCAAGGCUCUACUGGACCUCCUCUGUCAGACUGUGGCUGGGGUCAUCAAAGGGAAAGAUCCCGAGACAAUACGACGAACCUUUCACGCCUCACAUCCCCACACUCAACACCCACACCCACACACCCUCACAGAACAUAGAAGAACUCAUAAAGAAACUUCUGUAUAGUUGUGUGUAUUGUGCAAUUGACUUGUGUGCAUGCGUGCGUGCGUGCGUGCGUGCAUGUAUUCUCUUUAUGGUUUAAUUUUCAUGAGUGUAAAGUAUAUUUUAACUGCAACUGCGAAAACUGUAGAAACUUUA